Molecule: messenger RNA, 3442 nt
Organism: Gossypium raimondii (Peruvian cotton)
Lineage: Eukaryota; Viridiplantae; Streptophyta; Magnoliopsida; Malvales; Malvaceae
Exons: 3
Coding region: 66-3050 (994 amino acids)
Biological process (GO): regulatory ncRNA-mediated gene silencing
Source: RefSeq, a predicted model, not a curated record
UUUGAAACAUCCCGUUUUCCCUCUUUAAUUUUAGGGUUUCCAUCGCCCUCCCCUGUUUCACCGUUAUGUCGUCCACGAGAUCGGGUUCAAGAUACCCGUAUCCACGUUCACGUCACCGGGACCCUUUGUCCGGCUCGAAACGCUUGGAACCGGAGCAGUCGUCCCUUUCGAAGAAACAACUACAGUAUGCCAGGAGUAACCAUGAAGAUGAUAAUGAAAGCGAACUCUGCAUGAAAAAGCUUUCCGAGUUUAACGAAUCACUGCGGCGCCAACACCAAUCAACAUCCACCAAGUUCCAAUGGAACCGUCUCUUAUCCGAUUGUCCCGGGAAAGAGGCAGCGGCGGCUAGUAAGCCCAAACCAACCAUGCCGAACGAUGAAACAUCGUCGCCUUAUUCGAUGAGUCCAAUGGGGAUUGAUUUAACUGAAGAAAAUCGCUUCGUUGGUUCAAGGCCACUACAUUUGAAGGAAGUGAAGUCGGGUUUUAUCAACAAUGGCGAAGGUUUUGGAUACCAAGAUAUUGGAAAGGAGGGAAUGAUCGGUGGAACAGUUGGUUUUGAUGGGUUUGGAGAAAAAUUGGGUUUCGAUUCUUCGUCAGUGAUAUUUCAAAAGGCCAUGAGCCGGAUUAGGAGGACCGAGGAAGUUACUGAAUCAGCUUAUAGGAAGAUGGAAAGUGUAAGAGCGAGAGCCAGUGCUAUUGAUUCUAUCGUAGAUAAAAUCGAUGGCUCAGGGAAAAGCGGGGCCAUGGAUAUGGAGCCACGUAUUUCUUUACCACAACAGUAUAUGACUGAGAAAAAGAGAGAAGUUUUGCAUGGGGAGAUGCUUCCUCGGAGAGAAGAUUGUAGCAAUUAUGCUUUAACUCAACAUUAUGUUGGUUUUAGUGGAGAAGGAGAGAGAGUUGUGGGUCUUGAGAUGAAUCAUUUUUGUAGCCCAAAGGGAGCUCUUUUCCAUGGUGAAAGGCGGCGAUUUCCUCAACUUUCUCCUGAUGUAAAGGAAAAGGCACAUAGGAAUCUGGAGCGAGAAAUUGAGGUUGUUGGUAGUUGUUUUAAUGGCGGUAAGAGCCAAAAUGGAGAGGUUUUUCGUAGUGAAACCCAGCAGUUACAACGUUAUGCUCAUUUCAGUCGAGAAUCACAUGAUGAGAUGAAGCAAUAUAAUGAGAAUUUCGGCUCCAGGAUGAAAUGUCAUCCGAGUCCAAAGAGAGUUCCUUUACAUGCUGAAGGCCAUUCUUUAGCUCAAACCUUCGUCAGAGAAUCACAUGUAACGGAGCAAACAAAUGAUGUUUUCAGUUCAAGGACGACUCGUCCUAAGGGCCAGAAGAUGGCGCUUUCGGAAGUUGAAAGACCGGAGUUAUCUGCAGAUCAUACUCUUGCUUUACCCCAACGCUAUCUUGAUUUUAUUGUUGAACCCGAUGAUAAACAGCAAGCAAAUGAGCUUCUGGGUUCUAGGAUGACCCAUUAUCCUAAACUAAAUGUAACGCCUUCGCAUGGUGAAGAGCUGCAAAUACAAGAUGAUUUCAGCCAUUCCUUACCUCGUCAUCAUUUUGGUUUGAAUGGAGAAUCGCCGGUGAUGGAGCAAGAAACUGAAGUUCUGGGUUCAAGAAUGUGUUAUCCUCAGGAUGACAAGGAAGCAUAUUUUCGUGGUGAAAUGCAGCAGUUGCAGCAAGAUUGUGCCAUGGAAAUCUAUCCCUUUCCGAAUGAUGAUGAUGUCAGUACCAAUGAAGGUAGCACCCCACAUAUUUCAGCAUCAGAGGAGGUAUGCAUCAAUAGCCAGUCUUCAAUGGAACAUCCUAAGAAACGUAUUAUCGACCUGAGAAAGAUUAUAGAGAGUCGGAUUAGUACAUUAACUCAAACUUCUGAUGCCUCAGAUGAUGAGAUUCUUGAUAUCGGAUAUCAAGGUCAACGAUAUAGUGACGAAGAUUCCAGUCUUCCAAGGAACUCUCCUCAUAUGCUAGAAUUUACGCAACUCACUAAUAGGAAAAGUAUAAAGCAGCGUUUGGGGGGGCCUUGUCGAGUUAAUUAUCCUUAUCCUCCGCAUAGGAAAAGCAUAAAGCAACGAUUGGGGCCAUCUUGUCAAGUUCACCAUAAUAGGACAACUGUAAUACAGCGUUUAGGGCCAUCUUAUCAAGUUCAUAGUUCAAUUUCCAUGCCUAGGAUUGAAAGGCAUAAACCGAGCAAACUGGCAAAGGAAAAGGUUAUUGAGUUUUGCAAAAGGGUUCAAGCUCGAGGUGUUGUUUCACAUCCUGUGAAACGUGGAAGGACUGUGCCACCUGAGGACUCCGAUGAGUUUGAGCAGCUAAUACAUCGCGCUUAUUUUAAAUUCGUCAAAGUGUUGAAUGAGAACCCAGCUCAAAGAAGGAAAUACACAAAUAAAGGAGAAGUUGAGACCAUAAAAUGCUGUGUAUGUGGCAGCAAAUCCGAAGAUUUUGUCAAUACUCUAAGCUUAGCGAUGCAUGCCUUCGCUUCCCAAAAGGUUGGGUGUAGAGUAGAGCACAUGGGUUUGCACAAAGCCCUUUGUUUGUUGAUGGGAUGGGACCCAAUGGCAGUUUCUAAAGGUAUAUGGUCCCCUAAGACACUGCCGGAUGCUGAAGCCUUGGCUAUGAAGGAAGAUCUUGUUGUCUGGCCUCCUGUUGUUAUCUUGCAUAACGGUUCUAUAGGAACUACAAAUUCAGGUGAUCGAAUUGUUGUAAGUAUCGAGGAGCUUGAGGCAUUUCUCAGGGAGGCAGGGUUUGGUCGGGGGAUAUCAAAGGUGUGUCGUGGGAAACCGGUAAAUCAGAGUAUUAUGGUAGUUAUCUUCCACGGAACCUUUUCAGGGCUACAGGAAGCCGAGAGACUUCAUAAGUUGUACGCAGAGAACAAACACGGGAGGGAUGAGUUUCAGCGAGUCAAUUGCAACAGUGGAGAAACGCAACACAAGUUGGAAGACGUGUUAUAUGGCUACUUGGGAAUAGCUGGCGACUUGGAUAAACUCGAUAUCAAGACAAAAAGUCAUUCGAUAGUUAAAAGCAAGAAGGGAAUCUAUGCCAUUGCUGAUGCUCAUCUUGACACUGAAUGAGAAAGAGAAGUGAUAGAAAGGAAAUAAGAAGAGGUAAGUGCAGGCUUUGCGUUUUUGAACCCAGGCAUACGAUGGGUGGUGUUUUUGUCAAAUGGAAACUACAACACCAGUUGGAACACCCUGUUUUCUUCACCACAAAAAGAGGUUUAGGGUUUAUUGUUAGGAAAUGUAAGCUGGCAGAGGAUUUGCAUUUGUUUUCACUACUACUUUGACAAAAUGACAGAUUCGGUAUUUGCAAAACAGAUUGGAGUUCCACCAUCCAAGUUUAUCAACUUUGAAAUUAAAAGUUGUCCUUCAUUUUUAACUUCUAUUAUUGAAAUCCAAUAGUUGUACAUGGACUAUUUUUAGAAUUAAUUAAAUUCUUGAAAAUUAUGAAUUUUAGAAUUAAAUAA